AUGGCAGUAGACAACACCUUUUCAUGGAAGCCUCAGAAUCUCGCAAACCUUGAGGGACUUAAAGUCCUUGUGGUAGGCGGAACCGGUGGGUUGGGUCGUUCGAUCAGUCAAGUUCUCGCUUCGGCAGGUGCUACUGUCACAGUCAUUGGACAGACAUUCAGAGACAGCGAAAGAAAGAACAUAAAGUUUAUCAAGGGGGAUCUCAGUUUGAUCGAGAACUCACAAACGCUUGCUAAAAACUUAGAUUUAUCCGACACGGACAUCGUGCUUUUCACGACUGGUAUAUUCGCUGCCUCUAAGAGAGAAGAGACCAAAGAAGGUUUAGAGCGUGAUAUGGCAGUCAGUUAUUUGAACCGCUUGACAAUGAUCCGUACAAUGGCCUCAAGGCUUAGCAAAACAGAGAAGAACAGCUUUGGGUUUAUUCCCAGAGUGUUUAUCAUGGCCUAUCCGGGAAGUGGUCAACUAGGAACCAUAGAUGACCUUAACCAAGAGAAAAGUUAUGGAGCUAUGAAAGCUCAUAUGAAUACAGUCGCCGGUAAUGAAUCUUUGGUCUACGACAGUGCUUCAAAAUAUGAUGGUGUUCAUUUUUAUGGGUUGAACCCUGGCAUUGUCAAGACAAAUAUUAGAGACAACUUUUUGGGUGAGAAUUCCUGGAAAUCAAGAAUUCUGGAAACUUUGAUUGGAUGGUUUACACGAACUCCAGAACAAUAUGCUAGUGGUAUUGCUCCCUUGCUCAUUGCUCCCGAACUCGAAGGUCGCAAUGGUGCGAUCUUUGACAGCAGAGGUAAGGCUCUUCUUCCAUCGAAAGGGUUAACAAAGAAAUACGCUUCUAGGUAUGUCGAGGCUUCAGAAAAGUUACUUUCAAGCAGAGGAUUGAUCUGA
Molecule: messenger RNA, 882 nt
Organism: Meyerozyma guilliermondii ATCC 6260
Lineage: Eukaryota; Fungi; Ascomycota; Pichiomycetes; Serinales; Debaryomycetaceae
Exons: 1
Coding region: 1-882 (293 amino acids)
Source: RefSeq, a predicted model, not a curated record